AUGGCCGACGACCUCGACUCCAUCGUCAAGGGCACCGCGUCCCUCCCUGCCGAGAAGGCAGCCGCCCCCGUCACCUCGAGCACCAGCGGCGUCACUCCGUCCUCGGGCAGGCCCAACGACCCUCUCUCCCACGCCCCCUCCUCCCCGUCCAUGAUCUAUCUCAACCUGCUCGUCCUCGAGGCCUCCCUGCGCGCCCAAUACCUCGAGCUCCGCGCCCGCCGCCGCCACCAUACCUUCUUCCUGUCCAUCCUGUCCCUCUGGAUCGUCGGCUUCGGCUACGCCCUCUUCCUCGCCCCGCGCGAGGAUGGCCGCGGUGUCGGCGGCAGCGUCUACUGGGGCGUCGAGAUGAUCGAGAAGCUCUGCUUCAUGGGCGGCAUCAUCACCGCCGCCCUCGUCUGGGCCACGGGCAUCUGGGAGCGCGGUGUCAGGUGGCCCAGGAGAUGGUUCGCUAUCUCCAACCGCGGCCUCCGCGCCUUCAACCUCAAGCUCGUCCUCGCCAGGAGGUCCUGGUGGGCCGAGGCCCUCUCUACCGCCGCCUUCUUCCUUACCUACGGCCUCUUCUCCAACACCGCCGCCUCCUCCUACCAGCACGUCGACCCCGCCCUCCUGCGUGAGGUCGAGAGGGAUAUGGACCUCGCUGGCAGGAGUCACCACCACCAGCCCCUGCCCGUCAUCCUGGGCGGCAGCGGCGUUGGGGCCGGCGGCGACGAGGAGAAGGGCGGUCAUGAGGAGGACCUGGCCCCGGGCGGAGACUACGUGAAGCUGCUCCUGCUGGCCAAGCCCUUCUCGCCCACCUUCAGGGAGAACUGGGAGCUGUACAGGACCGAAUACUGGGAGCGCGAGAACGAGCGGAGGGCGGCCAUCCGGUCCAAGCUCAAGGCACGCCAGCGCCAGCUGAGGAGGUCCUCUGGGGGCUGGUUCUGGUGGAUGCCGUGGGAGAGAGUGGCACCGGCAACAGCAGUAGCAGCAGCAGUAGCAGCCAACACGGAGAGACCACACCACCACGCGCACCCCGAAAAGGUUCACCACGCCGCCGCCGCCCCCCAACACCGCCGGCUGUCGGUCGUCGAGAAGGAGGGCAGACGGUCGCGAAGCGGGAGCAACCGCCGAGGCAGCAUAUCCGGCCACUCUAGCAGGAGCGCAACUCCGGCAGUCGAAGGUGGAAGGGAAGGCAAUGUCAGCCGCAGGUCGAGCAACGCCUCCGAGAAGAAAAAGAAGACGCUGUCAACGUCGGGUCCCAAGCCAGGCAAGAGGCCUGGCGUCGAGUCACGGUCCGUCACACCAGAAUUCCCAUCGCCGCUGGCCAAGGAGAGCAGC
This is a messenger RNA of Cryphonectria parasitica EP155, 1317 nucleotides long. RefSeq lists its product as uncharacterized. The annotation marks the transcript as partial. Gene Ontology annotation, molecular function: phosphoprotein phosphatase activity; protein phosphatase regulator activity. Gene Ontology annotation, biological process: nuclear envelope organization. The transcript has a single exon. NCBI's taxonomy places the organism in Eukaryota, Fungi, Ascomycota, Sordariomycetes, Diaporthales, Cryphonectriaceae. Gene Ontology annotation, cellular component: Nem1-Spo7 phosphatase complex. The record is from RefSeq and is a predicted model, not a curated record.